UAUAUGCGUGGACCUUGCGUGGACCUCUGUUUACAUCUCUGGUUUACAUAAUCAGCUGUUCAGAAGUAGAUAUUCGGUCACAUUCGGACAUUUUCAUUUUUUCAUGGACUUGAUUUUAGGUAUUAUUAUUUAUUUUAGUGCAAAAAAGUAAUCAGUUUAAUGUUUAAAUGACACAAACUACUGCCAUUUAUAUGGUUACUCUCUGUUUCCCAUGAAAAAAUAGAAAAAUGACUAAGUAAGUUUUAGUGUGACUCUUCAUCAAUAAGACUGGAGUGUGUUUAUUUUGUACUAUGCCUUAUCUUUGUUGUGUUCCUGGUUGCAAGAGUAAUUAUCCCGGGUACCCUAAAGCGUCCUGUUUUUCUUUUCCAAAAGAUCUUCAAGAACAGGAAAACUGGGCGCGAGCUAUAAAACGAGAAAACUUCAGACCGACAAAAGCGUCACGGGUAUGCGAAUUACACUUCCGGCCCCAUGAAAUUGAAAGAGUAGCUUCUUUUUAUGUGGAAAGAACUGGCGAACUAUUAACUGCUCCAUUAAAGAAUCCAAGAGUUGCUAAAGAUGCAGUACCUUCUAAACUACCUGGUUGCUCCACGUACCAGUCUAAAAAACGAAAGCCCAAGAGGUCUCAGAAGAAAGCGCCAGAGGAAAAAAAGGAACCUUUGUCUCUCAGAGUAUGCCGAACCUGCUUAGCCCAUAAUGACCUGUAUUUAAUUGACAAUGUAAAUCGGGAAGGUCUUGAUCUUAAAGAAAUAAUAGAAAAUUGGACCCCUCUUAAGUUAAAAAAAAAUGAGAAACUCCCAAGAAAGAUGUGCCAACGUUGCAUUAAUGAUAUGUACCAGACUUACCAAUUUUUACUUAAGUGUAAGAAGUCAGAAGAAACUUUAAAACGAUAUUUUUAUCAAGGCAUACAGAUUGAACUUAACGAACAAGUUUUAGUUGCAGAUAGUGAGAAUGUAGGUGAUACUCAUUCAGAUAUUCAUUACACAGAGGAUCUGUCUGAUGUUGAUGAAAACAAUACAUAUAAGAAAAAUAACAAGGCUAAAUCAGAUAGUGAGAAUAUAGGUGAUAUUUAUUCAGAUAUUCAUUACAUAGACGAUCUGUUUGAUGUUGGUGAAAACAAUACAUCUAAGAAAAAUAACAAGGCUAAAUCAGAUAGUGCGAAUGUAGGUGAUAUUCAUUCAGAUAUUCAUUACAUAGAGGAUCUGUCUGAUGUUGGUGAAAACAAUACAUAUAAGAAAAAUAACAAAGCUAAAUCAGAUAGUGAGACUGUGAGUGAUAUUCAUUCAGAUAUUCAUUACAUAGAGGAUCUGUCUGAUGUUGAUGAAAACAAUACAUAUAAGAAAAAUAACAAGGCCAAGUCAGAUAAUGAGAAUGUAGGUGAUAUUCAUUCAGAUAUUCAUUACACAGAGGAUCUGUCUGAUGUUGAAGAUUCUAAAGAAUUGAUUAGUCUUGUAUUUGAUGACACGGAGAGUGAGAAAGUAGAAAGUAUGAAUACUUUAUUGGGUAUUACAAAUAUUAAAAUAGAAAUUGAGGAGAAUGAAGUAAUAGACAAUGAAAUUAAGACAACAAAUGAUGAACAAACAGUACACGAUGAUAAUUUAACAGAUCUUGUAAAUAUGGCAUUAAAUAAUGAUGUAGGUGAUGACAGACACAAAAAAGAUAAUGCUAAUGUUUUAUUUGAUAUCGCAAAUGAUCAAACUAAAAUUAAGCAGUUUGAAGUAAAAAAUAAUUCUAUGAAAAGACGAAGACUACACAAGGCACAGCUAAUUGAUAAAAAACAUCUAUCAAAAAAUAAAAAUAUAUCGUAUGUUUUCCUAAAAGGUCCACCAUACAUAUGCAUCACAUGUGAUGCAUCUUUCCAAAGCUACAAGGAACUACGAAAGCACAAAACUGUGACCAAUCACAAAUCACUAUCAAAGUUUUUAUGUCCAUAUUGUAAUAAGAAACAUGAUUGUUACUCUACACAUGUGGAACACGUUAGGACUCAUACAGGAGAAAAACCAAAUAAAUGCUCUAUAUGUGGCAAAUGCUUCAAUUUAAAAUGCGUCUUUAAAAGACAUAUGCUUACACAUUUGGAAGUCAAGCCACAUAGUUGUACAGUUUGUAAUAAACAAUUUACACGCAGGCAAUAUUUGACGGACCAUGAAAGAAAACAUACAGGGGAAAAAUUAAUAUGCUCAUUUUGUGGGAAAGUAUUUUCCUCGUAUGGUUUAUUAUGCUGUCAUGAAAAGACUCAUAGAGUGCCUCCAGGAAGUGAUAACAAAUCAAAGAAAAGGAUGGACCCAGUGACAAGAGAUAAAUUAUUUCAAUGUCAUGUUUGUGGAAAGGAAUUACGAUCAGACGCAAGUUUAAAAACGCAUUUAAGUCAUUUACAUGGUCCCAGAAAUUUUAAAUGUGAAAUAUGUGGAAGAGCUUACGUCAGUAAAAAACAUUUAGAAGAGCAUAUACAAGCAUCUCAUCAAGGCAUUAAACAUUUCUGUAUGAUAUGUAACAAGGCAUAUUCACGAGAAAAUGACAUGAAGAGUCAUAUGAAAUCACAUUUUGGGCCAAAUGUUCAUCCCUGCGAACUAUGUGAAAAAACAUUUACAUAUAAAACCUCUUUAACUCAACAUAUGCGAAUUCAUACUGGCGAUACAAAAUAUCAAUGCAAAGAGUGUCUUCGCAUAUUUGUCAGUAAGCGUAAUCUAGAGUGGCACGUCCGUGUCCAUACCGGAGAUAAACCAUUCGUCUGCAAUUUUUGUGGAAAAAUGUUUGCCCAAAAGCCUAACCUGUAUGCUCAUAUGAAAAUCCAUACUGGGGAGAAAAACCACGCUUGUGAAAUAUGUGGUAAAGCUUUUUAUCGAGUCAGAGUAUUGAACAAACACCUGGCAACUCAUGCCAAGAAUAAAGAACUUUAAGACGCUGAGUAGAAAAUUGUAUUUGGUAUUUGUAUAGUUUUUUUUAUAAAUUUAUUUUUUGUAAGAUAUUUUUUAUGUAAUAUUUUUUGCUGUAGUGUACAAAAAUUACUUAUAAUUACACAGGACAUACCUAUUUACUUACAUGUAUGCAUUUAUCUAGGUAUAUAAACAAAUAUGUGGCGCGUUUUUUUUAUAAGUUUAUUUUUUUGUAAGAUAUUUUUUAUGUAAUAUGUUUUGCUGUAGUAUUACAAAAAUUACUUAUAAUUUCACAGGACAUAUCUAUUUACUUACAU
This is a messenger RNA of Sitophilus oryzae (rice weevil), 3187 nucleotides long. Its product is annotated as zinc finger protein 510-like. NCBI's taxonomy places the organism in Eukaryota, Metazoa, Arthropoda, Insecta, Coleoptera, Curculionidae. Gene Ontology annotation, molecular function: zinc ion binding. The transcript has 9 exons. Gene Ontology annotation, cellular component: nucleus. Bases 291 to 2894 code for a protein of 867 amino acids. The record is from RefSeq and is a predicted model, not a curated record.